Molecule: messenger RNA, 486 nt
Organism: Diversispora eburnea
Lineage: Eukaryota; Fungi; Glomeromycota; Glomeromycetes; Diversisporales; Diversisporaceae
Source: the annotation of a GenBank genome assembly
AUGUCACGUGAGAUAGUCUUUAGUUAUGUUAAAGCAUAUAACAUACCUGUAUCGAUUAUUGGCUUUUUGAUGUCUUUUAGCGCUUUAUUUGGUCUUUACGUUAUGUACCGAAAUGAAACAGCCAGACUUUUGAAAAUUUAUUCAAUUAUAGCUUACAUCAUUGUAGCAACAUUAACUAUUUUAGAAAUUGUUAAUAUUGCUAUUUACUUUGGUUACAAAGAUGAAUUUGAAUCAAAAUGUUAUGAGAUUAUAGUUGAAGAUUAUCCUUAUAAAUCACAAGAUGCAACGUCUGAAUGUCAAGAGGCUUAUUCUUAUUCUGUAAUAAUUGGAACGAUUUCUGCUAUUGCUUAUGUUUUGGCUUCUAUUUAUUUUGCAAUGGUAAUACAAUCUUAUGCCGAUAUUAGAAGAAACUACUAUUUACGCGAUACUUUUGAAUCUGGUGGAUCUUCUUCAAAGGGAAAUAUUAAUAUUAAUAUUAAUCAGUAA